AUGAAGCUCCACCGGGAAGCGGGCCGCCAACUGGCGACACAGAUCACAAUCUCCGGCAUCCUGUCUCCUUGGGCCCAGGACACCCUCGCCCCAUUCCCAUCUUUUGUGACUGCCACCUUUGGCGAGGCCACGCUCAACACGUUCUUCUCGUUGCCGACCAACGGCCCGUUUGAGAACGACGAGCAAACGUUCUUCCUCCUCGGAGCGAUCGAUCAGUACGAUGCCAUCACCGAGGCCAUGCGUACCUUUAUCGGGAUGGACGUCACGCUCAUGCGAACCAUCGCCCAUCGCCCAUCGCCCCGACAGCAACUGCCUGAUUCAGCGUCUGCUGUCGAGACGGUUUGGUCACCUCAACCCAACUAG
Messenger RNA from Apiotrichum porosum, 363 nucleotides. RefSeq lists its product as uncharacterized. Bases 1 to 363 code for a protein of 120 amino acids. The record is from RefSeq and is a predicted model, not a curated record. The transcript has a single exon. Lineage: Eukaryota; Fungi; Basidiomycota; Tremellomycetes; Trichosporonales; Trichosporonaceae.